Messenger RNA from Pneumocystis jirovecii RU7, 1335 nucleotides. RefSeq lists its product as uncharacterized. The transcript is spliced from 6 exons. The record is from RefSeq and is a predicted model, not a curated record. Bases 1 to 1335 code for a protein of 444 amino acids. Lineage: Eukaryota; Fungi; Ascomycota; Pneumocystomycetes; Pneumocystales; Pneumocystaceae.
AUGAGUAAUAUUGAAAAACAAAGUUCUAAUUUUCACGUAAACACUGAUUAUUUGGCUCCAAGUGAUACUACUAUUAUUUCUCAAGACGAAGAACAGAAAAUAUUUAAAUGGGCCGAUAAAGCUCCAUCUUUUGGAGAAGUUAAUCAAGAAGAAGCAGAUUCAUCUUCUCUUCCAAAAAAACCACGCAGGCUGAAUAAUCCUCUUCAUAUUUUGAUUCAAGAAUGUUCUCGACAGUAUAUUACUUCUUGUUUUUCAAAGAAAUCUGAAUCAUGUCAGAGACAACUUAUUUCUGAUUUAAAUAAUCUUAAAGAUGAUUUAAAAUUAUUUUGUAGUUAUGAUGUUCUUGAAAAUGCAAAAGCUGCAAUAUUUUCUCAGGAUAAAACUUCUACAUUUGAAGAUAUUAAUUUGGACUCUGAGAUAAUAAGUCUUCGUUUUGAUGAGGGUGAUGCUGUUAUAAAAUCUUUUUCUGAUGCUAUUGAUGAAUUAUAUUAUGAGAAUAGUAAAAAAUCUAAAGAUAUUACUGAUGAAUUGAAUCAAGAUAGUAUAAAUAAAUCUCUGAAAAUUUGGUAUGAGCUUACAACACCAAAUCGUCCAAAAAAUGAAGUAAAGCGUCUUCUAAAGAAUCCACCUCGAGAACCUAAAAAUAUGGAACAAAAACGUAAUAUGUCUCGUAAUCAGCGUUCCCGUCAUAGAGAUAAAAAGCAUUUGCAAUAUACAGAUAAUUCUCUGUUAAAUCAUUAUGGGGAUUCUCGACGAGGACGAGGACGACAAGAAGCACGAAAAAAGUUUCGCAAUAUGUCAAUGGAACAUAACUAUCGCAACAAAGGAGGUUUAGCUGUUGAUAAGUCAGCUGAGAAUUCUUAUAAUAAUGUUUCUAAUUUUUUACCCGGAUAUGCUCACCAUAAUUUUCAACACUCUGCACUUCCAUAUAAUAAUUAUAUGCCACAGAAUUACACAGAUUAUAGUCAUGUUCAACAAUCUCAUAAUACGCCAUCUUAUCCAAUGCAAUAUAAUAAUGCAUACUAUACAUAUUUGCCUCCUCAAAAUCUUCAAUAUGGGGCACCAUUAAUAAAUAAUCAAUAUCAAAAACUUCAUAAUUAUUCAGAAACAGAGCAUUCUACUACUCACCAAUUUCAAAAUUCUCAAGAAAAUGUUUUGUUUACUUCAGAACAACAAGGAAGACAUCAACAUUUGCCUCUUCCUUCAGAUUUUAUGCUUGGACCAAUGGAAGGUGCAAGAAUCGAAAUGCCAGAACCUCAUCAUGUAUUAGGCGUUAUUAAGGGUAUGGUUAUUAGAGAUGGACAAGGAAAUUUUGGAAUAAGGUUGUUAUAUUAG